AUGAGAGCCUUGAAAUCUGGCGUUGAUGACAACCGACAGAAAAUAAAUGAACUGAUUGAGCAAAAUAAACAAUUGAGUGAUAAAAUUGACACAAUGGAAAAUGCAGGUGAUAAAAUGAAGGCGCACAUGUUACGGAACAAUUUAAUUUUCCACGGCAUUCCACAGAGUGGUUUGGAAACAUGGGAACAGAUGGAAGAGUUACUAUGUGGAUUUAUUACUGAUAAACUGGAUAUUGACGGUUCACAGAUAGAAUUUCAGAUUGUUCACCGUUUAACUUAUGCCCGUAGCCGACCACAACCAAUAAUAGGCAAGUUUCUUAGGUAUAAACAGAGGGAUGAAGUUCUACGUGCUGCUGUGAAAUUAAAAGGGACGGAAUUCCGUAUUCGCGAGGACUUCACUCCUAAAAUCAGAGAUCUACGCCGAAAAUUAGGUAAAUUUGUGGUGGAUGCAAGAGCAGAAG
Saccoglossus kowalevskii is the source of this 460-nucleotide messenger RNA. RefSeq lists its product as uncharacterized. The record is from RefSeq and is a predicted model, not a curated record. NCBI's taxonomy places the organism in Eukaryota, Metazoa, Hemichordata, Enteropneusta, Harrimaniidae.